GAAUUCUGCAGUUCUGGUGCAUUAGGUUGGGAGGAGCAGGCCGGUAGCGUGUCGUCGUUUCGUCCGAUUUGGUCCUUUCUGUUUUUGCCUGGUCUCGCAGAUUUGACGUCAGACCAUUUUCGGUAUGUCUUACUAUUGUGUCUUUGCAAGCGAUGUUUGAGGGUAUAGAAGAAGACCGCCCGGGCAGGUGGGCCCAGGCGGUCCUAUGCGCUUCUUCACCACCUGCUGGAUCAUCGUUUCGUGUUUGUUGUUGGUUCUCAUUUCUUUUUUCUUUCCUUCUUGGAGCGGCAUGGGCUUCGCGCAUUUCUCUCGUCAUGGGCGCAUACUUCCUCCGGCGGAGGGGAGGAACUCCUGUCCGGCUAGCCGCGGCGCUGGCGAGGAAGGGCUCGAGCAUGGCAUUGCAUUCUAGAUAUUGUCUUUUUUUUUUUUUUUUUUUUCUUUUUCUUUUUCUUUUCCUCUUUUUCCUUUUUUUAUUUGUUGGCUUUCCGAGUUCAUCUGCGCGCUUCGACAAUAGGGAUCAUUGGAGAAUCACGGUAUUGAUCAUGGUUGGGAUACAAUGGAACGGACUCUGUUGGGGGUGUUGGGGUAUUCCUUUUGAGCCAGCAAAAUUUCAACCAGCUACGACGGAUUUGGGACAUCUGCGAGGCACAUGGAUUGGGAGUCGUGCGUGCGACAAGAUUGUUCUGAGUGUCCAUAAUUCUUGUACUGUUCUUCAUAUUACUUAUACUGUUCUCGUCUUGUGUUUACAUAUGCUUUCCCUGCGGGUUUUGUCGUUCCCUCCUUCAAAAGUCGAGACGUGAUUAUUGGUUUAACUAGCCCGAUGCCUGCAUUCUCUCGUAUCGCCUUUCAGCGUGUGAUGUACAGCAUGGUCCGAUCUCAGCUAGGCAGGGAGUCAUGGGCGAUUGGGGUGUAGAUCAACUAUAUGAGAAUUCUCUUUUCAUCGAGCCUGUUGAUAUUUAUGCAUUGGUCGUCAUGAUCGAUUGGUGGAUGAUUAGGUCAGUGCCAGGAUAAAUUCAC
Aspergillus neoniger CBS 115656 is the source of this 1017-nucleotide messenger RNA. RefSeq lists its product as uncharacterized. The record is from RefSeq and is a predicted model, not a curated record. The transcript has a single exon. Bases 153 to 800 code for a protein of 215 amino acids. NCBI's taxonomy places the organism in Eukaryota, Fungi, Ascomycota, Eurotiomycetes, Eurotiales, Aspergillaceae.